Schizophyllum commune H4-8 is the source of this 896-nucleotide messenger RNA. RefSeq lists its product as uncharacterized. The record is from RefSeq and is a predicted model, not a curated record. The coding region runs from base 152 to 742 and encodes 196 amino acids. Lineage: Eukaryota; Fungi; Basidiomycota; Agaricomycetes; Agaricales; Schizophyllaceae. The transcript is spliced from 3 exons.
CCUAUCUUGUGUAUUUCCGUCCACGCACACAGCCGGCAACAUGCUUUGACCGCCGCCGAGCCCAUUCGUCGCGCCCCUUGUCUCCGCCGCUCACCUAUAAGUAUAACCUGUGCGCCUCGUUUGCUGUCCCCCACUCGAGGACACAAUCAAGAUGUACCCAUACCCCGGCUUCCACCACUGGCAUCGCUUCCAUCGCGGCCCCUCCCGGCUCGUUUGGUUUACCUUCGGCGCGCUCGCGACGGCAUGGUUUAUGAAGCGCAAGGAGUGGUGCAACGAGUCCGCCUACGCGAACUGCGUUCGCACUCGUAUACGGGAGUUCAACCCGCAGCCGCAGGGCGACGCGAGCCAAGCACCUCAGCCUUCCCCAUCACCAUGGUCUCCGAAGACGAUAUCGGAGACCAUCAACAACAUCCCCCCUGCCUUCUCGCAGCAGCAGCCGUCGCAACAAGCGGAGCAGCGCCCGACACCUGCGAACCCGUGGGGUUGGCACGCGAAUCCGUGGGGCUUCACGUCCGAGCAGGAGAAGAACCUCCAGGAGGAGCGCGAGCGAAUGGCGCAGAUGGCUCGUCAGGCAUCCGAGGCAAUGGCUGACAUGUCCGAGGCCACGAUCGACUCCGUACUUGCCUCCGUCGAGAACCUCAAGACGAAACUGGCCGAAGCCCGUGCACGUCGCGAGCAAGAGCGCAAGGAGUAUGAGGCAAAGCUUGAGGAGCAGCGUCGCAACCCUCCUCGCCUUGUCUGAUCGAGGGCUUCUCCAUCGAACUACUAUCGCACCCCCCUUCUAGACCCAUAUCCUCAGCAUCUUCUGGACAUACUUAUACUUAUCACGCUCACUCUGUUGUAUCCAAACCCUUAUGUAUCAUCCUGGAUUAAUCCUGAUCGCGUUUCCCUUGCCA